ACAGUACACCGUUGCCUACCGCGCUGGAUACAUCUCCGUUUUUGAUCUUCAAGUUUAAUUAUACAUGGAUUAAAAUGCGACAUGCAAUAUUGCUACUGAUCUGUGCGGCGCCUGCUGUAUUGCCAAAACGCACCGUAAAAAUACCUCUGUGGAAACGACAGGCCUGCGAGCCACCAGCUGCUCUGAGCGAGCACAGUCAUUACAUAUGCAACGACAAAGGCGAACCCAAGUGCAUGCCGGGAUGGCAGGGGGACCUCUGCGAUGUGCCCAUAUGCAGGAAGGGAUGCGAUCCUAUUAGAGGAUUUUGCAAGAAACCAGGAGAGUGUACGUGCAAGUUCGGAUACUACGGAGACAGAUGCGAGAAGUGUAUCCCGCUGCUGGGCUGCGUCCACGGCCGCUGCAACGAACCGUUUCAAUGUAUCUGUAACGACGGCUGGGACGGCCUAUUUUGUACCGAGCCUACAUGCAGCACGGAAUGUCACAAGAUCCGCGGCUUCUGCGAGUCCCCGGGCGAGUGUCGCUGCCGGUUCGGUUGGUCCGGGCCGACAUGUCACGCCUGUCAAACUUUACCCGGAUGCCAGCACGGUUAUUGUGAGAAGCCAUUAGAGUGCAGAUGUCUGCCCGGUUAUACGGGAAUGCUGUGUCAGACGCCAAUUUGUGCAGCGAACUGUCACAGCGAGAGGGGCUUCUGUCGGCGUCCCGGGGAAUGCCGCUGCAAGGUCGGCUGGACCGGGCCCACGUGCGCGCAGUGCCACAGGUACCCUGGCUGCAAGCACGGAACUUGCAGGAAGCCUUGGGAGUGUAUCUGCAAAAAGGGCUGGGGAGGAAUGCUGUGUGACGAAGAACUAAAUUACUGUGAAGAGCAUCCUGACACGUGCAAAAACGGUGGCCAAUGUCAAUCGUUGGAAGCACAGGACGGACAUUAUAGAUGCCAGUGUCCUUCCGGAGUCACCGGCAAGCAUUGUGACGUCAUACCAGCUAAUAUGACCACGACCGAGGCUAGCACCGUCCAAGAAUUCACCGUGGAAGUGAUCACAGACGAUGGAUCCUCAGAGAAUACAUCCGACAAGACUACAACAGUCGCUGAGCCCAAUAUCGACGAGAACGAGACUGAAUAAAUAUAUAACAGCCUUAUUUUAAUCUUAAUAUUUAGAUUUAUGUAUUUAAAUUAUUUAUCUCACAUCAUUUCUCUCACAUCUCACAGCAUCAUUCACAUCACAUCAAUCACAUUAAACUUUUUGAUUUACCGUUAAUCCAUUGCAGCUGUUUUUACGUAUCCACGAAUGAUGCACGAUUUCAUUACUUCGCUUACGAUCAUUAUGGAUUUAUCGAUGAGCGUAACUAAUCUCUGCACUCUGCUGAUUAUAAGCUCAUAUAAUGUAGUGGGGUUACAAGCAUUGUACAUUUUUAUAAAUAAACAUGUGUGCAAUUCACACGUGGUAGAAGUGAAACCUUCCAAA
Messenger RNA from Bombyx mandarina (wild silkworm), 1460 nucleotides. RefSeq lists its product as uncharacterized. The record is from RefSeq and is a predicted model, not a curated record. NCBI's taxonomy places the organism in Eukaryota, Metazoa, Arthropoda, Insecta, Lepidoptera, Bombycidae. Gene Ontology annotation, biological process: cell communication. Gene Ontology annotation, cellular component: membrane.